AUGGAAGACGGCUUCCAGGUUAUCGUGAAGAUUCCUUACCAGAUCUCGGUUCCAAAAACAUAUGCUACAGCUAGCGAAGCUGCAACACUUACAUUCCUUCGCUCAAAGGACAUACCUGUCCCCGAGGUCUACGGCUGGGCUUCGACGACGGAUAACCCCGUUGGCAUUGAGUAUAUUAUUAUGGAGAAACUCUUUAACAUUCCCUUUGCCUCAACUGGGAGCUUAUACUUCAAAUCGGAUAUACCACCACACCUACAACAGAAACUCUACGCACCAGGUAUACCGGAUAGAGAAGAUGACUCCAAAACCUACUGCAUAGGACUCACUACAGAUUACAUGUUUUGGUAUGGGAAACGAGCUGAACUUCAGCUUGAUCGUGGGCCAUUUCAAAGGGGAUAA
Molecule: messenger RNA, 399 nt
Organism: Nannizzia gypsea CBS 118893
Lineage: Eukaryota; Fungi; Ascomycota; Eurotiomycetes; Onygenales; Arthrodermataceae
Product: phosphotransferase enzyme family protein
Exons: 3
Coding region: 1-399 (132 amino acids)
Cellular component (GO): mitochondrion
Source: RefSeq, a predicted model, not a curated record